Messenger RNA from Ambispora leptoticha, 864 nucleotides. NCBI's taxonomy places the organism in Eukaryota, Fungi, Glomeromycota, Glomeromycetes, Archaeosporales, Ambisporaceae. The record is from the annotation of a GenBank genome assembly.
AUGCCAAUUUCUAUGCACAGUCAUUCUGGGCAAUUUUGUAAGCACGCAAGAGGGAAUUUGGAAGAGGUUGUCCAAGAAGCGAUAAAAAAGAAGUUUCUAGUUUAUGGACUAUCGGAACAUUGCCCGAGAUAUCGCACUCAAGAUUUAUAUCCUGAAGAGUCUCAUCUUCACCCAUCUGAUCUUUACAAAACAUUUAGAGAAUACGUAACAGAAGCACGUCGACUACAAUCAAAAUACAAUUCAGAAAUAAAAUUAAUUAUAGGACUUGAAUCUGAAGCAAUCACUCUUAAUACUGCUUCUAAUGAAAUUUCAAGGCUUGUUCAUGAGUUUCAAUUAGAUUAUGUGGUGGGAUCUGUGCAUCAUGUUUUUGAGGUACCUAUCGAUUUUGACUUGGAGACUUUUGAGAGAGCAUUAGAACGAGCUGAGAUAAAACCAAUCAUCGUGGGUCAUUUUGAUGUGAUUCGGAUAUUUAGACCAACAUGGAAAUUCAGCACUCGAGUAUGGGAAAAAGUGGUGCGUAAUGUAGAAUUUGUGGUGUCUUACGGAGGUUUAUUUGAAUUGAAUUCAUCUGGAUGGAAGAAAGGGUUAACAGAUGCAUAUCCUCAACGAGAUAUCUUAGAGUUAAUCAUCGAAAAAGGCGGUAAAUUCACAAUAUCCGAUGACAGUCACGGACCAACAAGUGUUGGACAAAAUUACGAGAAAUUGUAUAAAUAUUUGAAAGAAUUUCAGAUUGACACAAUUUUCUAUUUAGAUCAUGAAUAUGAUCCUAAUUCUAAAGAUGGAAAAAAACUGGUGGUGAAAAAAUCGUUGGAAAACAUCUUGAGUCAUCCUUUUUGGCAGCAAUUUAUUAAUGCGGCAGAUUGA